This is a messenger RNA of Tribolium castaneum (red flour beetle), 4164 nucleotides long. RefSeq lists its product as uncharacterized. Bases 200 to 4060 code for a protein of 1286 amino acids. Gene Ontology annotation, cellular component: cytosol. The record is from RefSeq and is a predicted model, not a curated record. Lineage: Eukaryota; Metazoa; Arthropoda; Insecta; Coleoptera; Tenebrionidae. Gene Ontology annotation, molecular function: 5-oxoprolinase (ATP-hydrolyzing) activity. The transcript is spliced from 11 exons. Gene Ontology annotation, biological process: glutathione metabolic process.
CUGUGUGGUCUUAAAUGCUCCUCAAUGUCACACAUUUUGUGACAAUUAACUUUCGUAGCGAUUCUUAUCAAGUUGUUUGCUUUAAACUUAUUUAUACGUUGUCGGCAAUAUAAUAAACCUGUUGAUGAGUAAAGUCUUGAUUGUUGUGUCCUUCCUCCUGGCUGUAUCCAUACCCAACUAAGUUAAAUAAACGUAUAAGAUGGGCGAAAGCAACGAAAAGUUCAAAUUUGCCAUCGAUAGAGGCGGUACUUUUACGGACGUUUUUGCUAAAUGUCCUGGGGGCAAAAUACGAGUCCUUAAACUCUUAUCUGAGGACCCUCAGCACUAUAAAGAUGCUCCGACUGAAGGAAUACGCCGGAUACUACAAGAGGAAACUGGCAAUGCCUUGGAUAGCGACGGAAACGUCGACAGUACCUUAAUCGAAUGGAUUCGAAUGGGUACCACCGUCGCUACCAACGCUUUGCUCGAACGAAAAGGCGAAAGAAUAGCUUUCGUAACCAACGAAGGUUUCAAAGACAUUCUUUUGAUCGGCAAUCAAGCGCGACCAAAAAUUUUCGAACUUAACAUUAAACGACCUGAAGUCCUAUAUUCCGAAACCGUUGAAAUAGAUUGUCGGGUAGUCCCUCUCCUGAAAGGUCGGUGCGAGUUGGGAGACCCCAUUUUAAAGAAAUGGCGAGUUGUUGAGACACCGACUGGUGAACGCUUUUACAUAACACGAGAACUGAACAAAGACGAAGUUUACAACAAGUUGAAAGCGAUCAAAGACAAAGGCAUCAAUAGUAUCUCGGUGGCACUCGCCCACAGUUACACUUACCACGACCACGAGGUCGAAAUCGGCAAAAUCGCCCACCAAUUCGGCUUCCAACACGUCUCCCUCUCCCACCAAAUCAUCCCAAUGGUCCGGAUCGUCCCCCGAGGCUUCACCUGCUCAGCUGACGCCUACCUCACCCCCCACGUCAAGCGCUACCUCCAGGGCUUCUCCCACGGGUUCAAAAACCACCUGGAAGGCACCCGUGUCCUGUUCAUGCAAAGCGACGGAGGUCUGACCCCAAUGCACCAUUUCAACGGUGCAAGGGCCAUUCUCUCAGGCCCUGCAGGAGGCGUGGUGGGCUAUGCGGUCACCACCUGGCAGAAGGAAACCAAUCUCCCGGUGAUUGGGUUCGAUAUGGGCGGUACCUCCACCGACGUUUCGCGUUUUGCUGGCAGUUUUGAACACGUUUACGAAAGUACCACCGCUGGGGUUACCAUUCAAGCCCCCCAACUUGAUGUGAAUACGGUGGCGGCUGGGGGCGGUUCAAUGCUGUUCUUCAGGUCGGGGAUGUUUGUAGUGGGGCCUGAGUCGGCGGGGGCGCACCCGGGACCAGUUUGCUAUAAAAAAGGGGGGCCUUUGACGGUGACUGACGCCAAUUUGGCGCUUGGGCGACUUUUGCCUGACUUUUUCCCGAAGAUUUUUGGGCCUAAUGAAGACUCGGCCUUGGAUAAGGGGGCCACGGUUGAACAGUUCCAAAGGCUGACUAACGAGAUUAACGAUUUUUUGAACCGUGAGACCUUGAUGACGAUGGAAGAGGUCGCGAUGGGUUUCAUCAAAGUCGCCAACGAGAGCAUGUGUCGCCCCAUCCGGGCAUUAACCCAAGCCAAGGGCUACGACACGGCCCGUCAUGCCCUUGCAUGUUUUGGCGGAGCUGGAGGGCAACAUGCCUGCGCUAUUGCCCGCUCUUUGGGCAUGACGACCGUUUUCGUGCACAAAUAUGCCGGGAUCUUGUCCGCGUAUGGAAUGGCAUUGGCUGAUGUGGUCAAUGAAGCGCAGGAGCCUUGCGCCAAAGUUUACAACGACCUCAGUUUCGAGUAUUUCGACGAACGGUUCGAUUAUUUGGAAGACCAGUGCCGGAAAGAGUUACGGAAACAAGGGUUCAGUGACCAGAACAUCGAACUUAAACCCUUCCUGCACAUGCGGUACGAUGGUACCGACUGUGCCCUCAUGUGCAGUCCUGAAGUGGGGCCAAAUGGCACGAAACGUGGCGAUUUCAUGGCUUCCUUCCUUGAACGGUACCAGGCCGAAUUUGGGUUCGUUAUCCACAAGCGGAACGUUGUAGUUGAUGAUAUAAGGGUGAGAGGGAUUGGAAAAAGCGAUUUGGUUGAAGAAGUACCAAUUGAAAGUGCUAAAAGCGACCCAAAAUGUGAACAAACAACACGAGUUUACUUCGAAACGGGGUUCCAGGAGACUGGAGUUUACCUCCUGAAGAAUUUAAAGUCGGGGCAUGUUAUCAAAGGACCUGCCAUUGUCAUGGACAAUCUCAGUACCAUUUUGAUCGAACCUGACUGUACCGGUACCAUUACCAAAUUCGGAGAUAUUAAAAUCACCAUUGGGUCUGGGCAUGUCAAGGAGAUCGGCCCUGAGCUGGACUCCAUCCAGCUCAGUAUAUUUAGCCACCGCUUUAUGAGUAUUGCCGAGCAGAUGGGCAGGAUUUUGCAGCGUACUUCCAUCUCGACCAAUAUUAAGGAACGGUUGGAUUUUUCGUGUGCCUUGUUUGGGCCUGAUGGGGGUCUGGUGUCCAAUGCUCCCCAUAUUCCCGUUCAUUUGGGCGCUAUGCAGGAAGCCGUUCAGUACCAGAUGAAAACCAGGCAAAAAUUUAGCGAGGGCGAAGUGAUUUUGUCCAAUCACCCGGCUGCAGGGGGCUCGCAUUUGCCCGAUUUGACCGUCAUUACACCUGUUUUCCACAAGAGCGAAGCUAAGCCAAUUUUCUUCGUGGCGAGCCGUGGCCACCACGCCGACAUUGGCGGCAUAACCCCCGGCUCCAUGCCGCCCCAUUCCACCACUCUAAGUCAAGAAGGGGCGGCUUUCAAGUCGUUUACUUUGGUGGAAAACGGGCGAUUCCUCGAAGACGAGGUGAUUGCAGCGUUUACUAAAGCCGGUGGUCGCAAUCUAAGCGACAACAUCUCGGAUUUGCGGGCACAAGUUGCCGCCAAUAAAAAGGGCAUUGCUUUGGUGGGCGAGCUGAUCGAGCAGUACGGGCUGAGGGUGGUGCAGGCCUACAUGGACCACAUCCAGAAGAACGCCGAGGUCGCCGUGAGGGACAUGUUGAAGCAAGUGGCGAAGGACACGUUCGAAAGGACGGGGAAGAGUGUCCUUGAGGCGGAGGAGAGGAUGGAUGACGGGUCUCCCAUUGUUCUUAGGGUCACACUGGAUAGGGAGAAGGGCUCGGCGUUCUGUGACUUUACGGGCACUGGACCGGAAGUUUGGGGCAACUGCAAUGCGCCCAAAGCCAUCACGCUCUCGGCCCUUAUUUACUGCCUGCGCUGCAUGGUCGGACACGACGUUCCGCUUAAUCAGGGCUGCCUCGCCCCCGUGCAAAUCCACGUCCCGAAGGGCUCGAUUCUCGACCCCAGCGACAACGCUGCGGUUGUCGGCGGCAACGUUCAAACGUCCCAAAGAGUUGUCGACGUUGUUUUGAAGGCCUUCAGGGCGUGUGCCGCCUCCCAAGGAUGCAUGAAUAAUAUUACAUUUGGCAGCGGCUCCUGGGGGUGCUACGAGACCGUCGCUGGAGGCAGCGGAGCGGGCCCCGGAUGGCACGGAUGUUCCGGAGUGCACACACAUAUGACUAACACGAGGAUCACCGAUGUUGAAAUAUUGGAAAGGAGAUAUCCCGUACAUGUGCGCAAGUUUAUGUUACGACCAGGCACUGGCGGCACUGGCAGAUUUAGGGGCGGCGAUGGAGUCUUAAGGGAGAUUUUGUUUAGGGCUCCGGUGACGUUGUCAGUUCUCACUGAGAGGAGGGUCCUGCAGCCUUACGGACUCAACGGUGGUGGUCCCGGCGCUCGAGGUCUCAAUCUCUUAAUCAGAGCCGACGGUAGGACGAUCAAUCUCGGCCCGAAAACUGCAGUUCCCAUUUCACCCGGGGACGUCUUCCAGCUUCACACCCCCGGAGGUGGCGGUUACGGCUGCGAACAGGACGACCAGGACUUCCAGCACCCGGGGAAUGCCAGAACUAACGCUUCUCUUGGGACCUUCGUCGAGCGUGGAAGCGUUUUCGAAUACCGUCAAGGCCAAGAAAGCGUCUAAAUAAAUCCCCCUUGAUUUGUUUACUCGCGACUGCGAGCGAAUCUUAACUAGGGCUUUUUCAUUUGUUAAUCUAUUAGAGAGUUUAAAUAAAUGGUUGCAGCGUU